AAAGAAGCAGCACAACGAAGUGAAUUCUUUUUGAGUCUUGAGUUUUUUUACUCCAAUUUUCACAAAAAAUUUCAUAUAAUUUAAGGGAGCUUCAAACAGCAAAUACACAUAUUAUUUAAUAUUUUAUGAACUCUUAAAACAUGCUUUAUUAUUGGCAAAGUUAACAGUUUAGGUCGAAAAAUAUUAAUUUGUUAAGAAAAGGUGAAUGUAAACAUUGCACACUUAACAAUUCAGUUGAUUGUGUGUAGUGUGUGUGCGUGUGAGCCAGCGAGCGAGUGUGUGUAUGAUUGGGGUGUUCUUGUAGCACUACUGGCAAUUGUAGCAGCAGAGAAGUCUCAAUUGUCUUUGGACAGAUUGCAUACACCGAAUUGUGGGAUUUUUGAUAACCCGGAACGUAGAACCGUGGUUAAAUGCAGCAACAACAAAUGGAAUCUACACAAAAAAUUCAAUAUAUUUCAAAAUUAUUUAUAAGCACUGCCGUUGAUGUUAAAGAUGAUUUGGAAGAGCGUUUUGAGCGAGCUUUUAUUAGUUUGCAACAACAGAUCAAUGGCCUCAAUGACAAGGAUAUGCACGAUAAACUCUCCCAGCUAGUUUGUAAAGAAAAACAACAUGAAGAAAUAUCCAUUGGUUUUCUCUACAUCAUGCUAUCCGAUCCAAAUAUGGCACUAAAAAGCUAUCGCGAUCUUACUCUAAUCGCACGUGAUGGUAUGAAUAUGGUAGUGACCAAUAUGACCAUGCUAGUGGCUGAAAAAUACAAUAAACUCACCGAUGUGGCGAGACGCCAACUUAUUUGGGUAUUAAGGGAGCUGGUCAAACAUCAGGUUCUCAGUGUGGAAAAUAUAAUAUGGAAUUGUUUGCGUCAAGCAGGCGGCGGUGAUGUUUCACCGAAAAACUUGUUCUUAGUAGAAAGUCUAUUGGACAUAUUCAUAGAAUAUCGACCAUGGCUGGAGUCACAAUCGUUUCUCAUGCAGACGGUAGUGUAUAGUUAUGUACGUCUCAUAGAGGAUCAUGCUAGUCCGGCACUAACACCGUUGCGGCACAAGGAAGUUAAAUUUGUUAUAGCAUUGAUACGUGAUCGAUUCUUGGAUAUAAUCACAUUGGGACGAGAUUUUGUGCGCUUGUUGCAAAAUGUCGCCCGCAUACCAGAAUUCGAACAGCUAUGGCGCGAUAUCUUACAUAACCCCAAAAGUCUUCAUCCCACAUUCAAUGGUAUUUGGCAUCUGUUGCAAAUACGCACUAGUCGACGUUUCCUUCAAUGUCGUCUAACGCCAGAAGUUGAACGCAAACUAACUUUCCUGGCCUCAUCGGUGAAGUUUGGUAAUCAGAAACGUUAUCAGGAUUGGUUUCAAGAUAAAUACUUCGCAACGCCCGAAUCACAUUCGUUGCGUUCGGAUUUGAUACGUUUCAUUAUCAAUGUCAUACAUCCGUCCAAUGACAUGUUGUGUUCGGAUAUUAUACCCAGAUGGGCGAUUAUCGGUUGGUUGAUAUCAUCAUGUACAAAUACAAUAGCAUCGGCUAAUGCUAAACUGUCAUUGUUUUACGAUUGGCUAUUCUUUGAUCCGAUGAAAGAUAAUAUUAUGAAUAUAGAGCCGGGUAUAUUGGUGAUGUAUCAUUCGAUACGUAAUCAUCCCAGUGUUAGUAGUACAUUAUUGGAUUUUUUGUGCCGCAUCAUGAAGAAUUUUUGCUUGAAACAUGAGGAUAAAAUACGUAUGGGGGUGUACAAUUCGCUGAAUAAGAUUUUAGAGAAACAGGUCAUUCCAAAUAUACAACCUUUAUUUGAAUCGCCGAAAUUAGAUCGAGAAUUACGUUUGUUGAUACGUGAAAAUUUUCGAGAAUUUGUAUCGCCAGUAGCGCCCAGCGGUAAUGUGGGACCACCUAUGUAUCCAGCUUCUUCGGUUAUACAAUCGCCGGUUUUCAAAAAAGAAGCUGAUCAGCGUACAAUGCACCCAGGAGCUAUAAUGUAUACUGGUGGACCUCCCAAUACACAACAGACACAACAGCACGACCUGCUGCACAUGCAAAAUCAUUAUCAACCUCAUAACACCACAACGGCAGAUUUGCUAGAACACGGUGGUGGCAUCAUUGACAGCGGUGGGAUUGGUGGCGGAGGAGGUGGUGGUGGCGGCGGAGGAAUUGGCGCUAGUGUUAUCAGCCUGAUCGAAGAAGAUAAUAAACUGUCUAUCAUACCUCCCGAAAUUAAUGAAAUGGAAACCGAUGCUGCCUUUAGUGAAGACGAAGAGGACGUAAGUAAGGAUAUUAAAAAGGAAGAGAAUACAGAUGAUGACGAUGAUGUUCCUCUAAAGGAAUUGCUAAAACUACAAAAAACCACACCGGAAAAAGUAGAACUUCCCGCCUCAAUAAGCGAUACAUUCGAAACAUUCGUUACAAAGCGUAACUCAUUUACCUGGGAGGCAUUUCUUGAAGAUUUCCGCUCAUUACCCGCUUCAGCUUUAGAUGAUGCACAACUUCAGUAUGUGAUCUCGAAUACGCAUUUAAUACUACGCGAAACUUUGCCACUGCAAAACAUCUUUCCCGAAAGCAAAACAGACGAAAAGAAUCUGGCUAAAAGCAUCAGUUAUCCCAUAUUUGGGCUAUUUCGAUUUCUCUACGAGAAUGAAGACAAAAGUAAGAAGCCAUUUCAAGCCUUACUCACCGAGAUCUGCAAACGUAUACCAGAAACAGGUUACCUGUUACUGUACUUUAUGAAAGUCCACGUCAAACUGCAGACACGCAAAAAUGCCCAACAGGCGGCCCAGUUUAAGACCAACAUCUAUCGUCUUAUAUGCGACGCUACCGACGAAAAUAUCGACGAUUCUCUAACACGAGAUUUGGAUCUAUUGGAAAAGGAAAAUACUGCCAUAUAUUUAUGGCUAUUGCCCGACAUAUAUCGGGAAUUCAAAUCAACGGCAAUCAACAAUAGUGAUUUGUUACGCAUAACACUGCGGUGUAUUGAUGCAAAGAAUUUGCGUGAUCUUAUAUAUUAUGUGGCCCAAGGGAAAUUGACGUUGUUCAAACAAGAUGGUCUUAUUGAAUGUAUACGUGAUAGCUUAGUUUAUGAAACCUAUGAACAAUUAUGUCUAUGGCAAUUGGUACAGGCACACGAUUUGCCUUUAAAAUGUCUGCAAGAUAUUCUUCCAGAAUUAGAAUCUGCCAAUCAUCCCGAAGCAUUGGGCUAUUUAUUACUUUUAUUGAAAAAUGAAGAACCCACUAAUGAACUCAUACGCCUGCUCUUAAGUAGAGAAACGAAAUCACGUGGUGAUCCUUUUGUUACUUCUGCUUUAAGAUUUUGGUGUCAACGUAGCGAAGAAAAAUUAUCAGAAAUUAUUGCAUCGCUAUUAACCUCAAAAUAUCCAAGUUCAUCACCAAAUAAAAGAAAAAGGCCGCUUAAGGGAAGUUCCGCCAUGAAUAGUACACCAUCUGCAGAUCAGGUAUUAAAUCAUUUAGAGCAUUACAGAAGGAGUUGUCGACAUGGAACUGGUACUGGCCUAUAUGUACAUGACACUAUGCAAAGAGCACUGCAAUCCGCCUAUACACACAGUAACGAAAGCACAAAGAAACAAUAUAGUGAUUUAUUUGCUUUGGCGGCGGAAGAUGAAACGACGGCUGUGGGUCGCCGUGGCGGUAGUGGUAGAGGACGGAAACAACCAACAUCGAAAAAAGAUUCAAGUAAUUCAAAUUCAAAUAGUAAGAAAAAUUCAGAUCCAGUUAAAACAAUAUUCUCAUCAGAUGAGGAUUCAAGUGAGGAGGAUUGGUCCCAAAAGAAAAUCUCACAAGCUAAGAAACGUAAAAAAACUAUUAAUGAUUCUGACUGACAGCAGUACCAAUCGUCGUCACCAUAUUAUCUUGAUGAUACCGAUGAUAAUGAUAAUGAACAUUAUGAUAAAGAUUUUUCUUAAUCAAAUUUUCAAAAAAAACAUAAAAACAAAAAAAAAGAUAAAAUCCAAACCACACAAAAAAAAAAUAAAA
This is a messenger RNA of Calliphora vicina (urban bluebottle blowfly), 3966 nucleotides long. It is a transcript of the gene IntS3, whose product is annotated as integrator complex subunit 3. The coding region runs from base 411 to 3812 and encodes 1133 amino acids. Gene Ontology annotation, cellular component: cytoplasm. The transcript is spliced from 9 exons. NCBI's taxonomy places the organism in Eukaryota, Metazoa, Arthropoda, Insecta, Diptera, Calliphoridae. The record is from RefSeq and is a predicted model, not a curated record.